AUAUUGUAAAGCAGAGAAAAACUAAUGUAAAUUUAUGGUUAGAAUUUAAAUAGAUUUGCAAGAGUUUCAGGAAAUAAUUUUAUUAGUUUGGAAAACGAGUUUCCACUAUUUUCCGCGGUCCUCUCAAUGUGCAGCUCCAAGAAUCUUGGCCUGAAAUAAGCAACCAGAAUGCGAGCUGGGUGUGUUAUCUGUGGGGACCUCUUCGUUUCUACAGAUGAUAUCAGUGCUACUCCAUGUGGUCACACAUUCCACUCUCUCUGCCUCAUCCAGUGGAUUGAAAGGUCCAAAUCUUGUCCUCAGUGUCGAAGUAAAGCUACAGAAAAGAGCCUGGUGAAACUUUAUUUUGAUACUGGUGGGACAGAUACAUCACAGGUGGACCCUGACACUUUGCAGAAUCAUAUUGAUGGCCUUAAGUUUCAGGUUAGACUUAAAGACCAGGAAAUAAAGAAUUUGAAAGACAGCAAUUCAACACUAACAAAGCAAACCAAAGGCCUCAGAGAGGAAUGUAAGAAAGUUGAAAGCCAGGUGCAGGUCAAAGAGACAACCAUUAUGGCUCUGAAGACCCAGCUACAGUUCAUGGACCGAAUCACUAAAGAGGCACAGAAAGCUAAGGAUGAGACCAAGAGUUUACGAGAACAUCUUAAAGUUCUUCAGAACGUGGAGAGUAUAGUGUCAGGAACCAGCGAAGAUGUGGAAGACAUGCUAAUGUCCUACACAGGCAACCCUGACAGCAUGAGAUCUUUGGCCACCUUUUGCUCCAUACUCAAAAAAGAGCUGAACAAGACUGUAGAUGAUAAGAAAAGACUAAGGGAUGAGGCAUCAUCACUACGAAGUAAGGCAAAAGAAGCGAGACAAAAUUACAAUGCUGCUGUAACAGAACUCAGUGUGUUGCAACUAGCAAACAAAAACCUUCAAGAUGAUGUUAAAUCUUUAGAAAGAGAAAAUGUCAGCUUGAAAAAGAAAAUAAAUGCUCUAGAACAAGCAAUAUCUUCACCAUCAGGUGACGUGAAGAACAGUGCCAUACAUCGUCUGAUAGCUGAAAGCCCUGCACCGGCAGAGUACAAGCGCCCUCAUAGCUCUAGCUGCGAUGGUGAUGAGGAUGAUGUUCUUGUUACUCCUGAGAUUGUACGUAAAGUGGCGCGUUCAGAAACUGCAGCCGAGUCAAAUGAUGAAGCAGCCAUUCAGUCUUCACAAUCAAGUCUAUCUGAUUCAUCACAGUUUAAUUUAAAGGUGAAUCUAUUUCCUGGGCGACGUCCACUUGUUAAGAUAUGUCAACCAACAAAUAGCCAGCACCACAAUAUCUUUGCAAAAAAUAAACCUUCACUUAAAGAUCUUGGCAUGAGUCCAAAGACAAGCAGUGGUCCACAUGUAGGGCUGAAUCAGAUGGGCUACGAUGGUCUGGGAGGUCACCACAAGGUGGACGAGUUUCCCAAGCCAAAGCAAGUUUUUCUUAAGAAGAAGACAGGAAUUAAAGUAGUAAACAAAGGUGGCUCAGGCAGUAUGGUUCAAAGCACUACCCUCAAAGACUUCUUUCAAAAUACAUUUGAUGAUUAAAGUUUAACAUAUACUGUAUAUAUACAUAUGUGUUUCUGCAUUUGAAAUAUGUAAUAGCUUUUGCAGUUGUCUUGAAUGCUAACAUUAAAUAGAGCUAAUGUCAUACAAUGUAUGUUAUGCCCUUAGAAGGAUGUCGACCUAUAUUCUGUAAAAAGAUUGAUGUAAGAAGUGAUAUAUUACUCUGCUAUUCCUGAUGUGUGUUGUCCCAGUAUGUGUUCUCAUUACUUAAUGUAUGGUGAUUAAUAUGUGAAAAUAAAUAGUCUCCUUGUAAA
Procambarus clarkii (red swamp crayfish) is the source of this 1826-nucleotide messenger RNA. RefSeq names its product E3 ubiquitin-protein ligase TRAIP. The record is from RefSeq and is a predicted model, not a curated record. Gene Ontology annotation, cellular component: site of DNA damage; nucleus. NCBI's taxonomy places the organism in Eukaryota, Metazoa, Arthropoda, Malacostraca, Decapoda, Cambaridae. Gene Ontology annotation, biological process: replication fork processing; protein ubiquitination. Gene Ontology annotation, molecular function: ubiquitin protein ligase activity.